CUGUAUUUUAAGUAAUGUUUUGAAACCAUCUUCAUUUAUUUCUAGUUAUAUGUUUGAGAUCUCUCUGCUGUUCUGUGUAUUAACAGUUCUUUUUAUUACUGAAUAGUAUUUCAUCAUUUGGAUGUACCACGUUGUGUUUAUCCGUUCUGCUAUUGUAGGACUUUGUGGUUGUCGCCAUUUUUCUUUCGCGAUUGUAUUCCUGCUAUGAGCAUGUCUGUACAGAUGUCGUGUGAAUGUAGUUUCCAUUUCCCUAGGAUAAAGACCUAGUAGUGGAAAAGCUGGGUCAUGUUCUGAACUGUUUUCCAAAGUGGCUGUUUUAGUUUGCAUUCCCACUGGCAAUCUGUCAUGUUUCUGUUGCUCUGUGUCUUAGUUAGCUGUUGGUGUUAUCGGUGAUUUUUAGUUGAGCCAUUCUAACAAGUCUAGUGGGAUCUCAUUGUGGUUUAAAUUUGCAUUUCCGUAAUGGCUAAUGAUGCUGAGUAUCACGUUCUUCUUUGCCACUCUUAUAUCCUCUGUGAAGUUUCUGUUCAGAUCUUUUGCACGAAAAAGCUGUAUCAUGGAACCAGUAAAAUAACCAAGGAAAGGUUGAUUAAAGUUCUGUUUAUAACCCCAGAAGAUUGCUGCCCUAGGGAUAUGGGAUGGCUGAACAUAGGACACCGACACUGGACAGAUGAAAUAGCAGUUUAUUAGUCACGCGUGCUCACAGCCCUGGAGGUGGGGGACACCGCAUGCCACACGGGGCCUGCACUUGGGAACAGAGUGAGCCACCAGGGGCUGUGGGAGGCACAUUUUGUAGUAAGAAGAGGGUGAGAUGACCUUGCUUCCGUGGGGAGAUGUGAUUGGCUUGUUCGAAUACCUCUGGGCCGGCAGGGAUGAGCAGGCUGGGGUCGGCUGUCUGUGAUAAGGAGGGUUGUUUGGCUUUGGGACCUUAUCCGUGGGAGCAGAGCUCAGAGGAGACCUUGUGGUUAGGCUAUUUGAGGCCUUCUUGAUUUUACCGACGUCAAGGCAGCACGUAAUAUUUAGUCUUCAUUUCAGGCCACACAAUACCUUCUUCUAUAUCUACUUUCUGUGGCACUUUUCAAAAGGUUUUUGUCCUUAGUGUUUAGCAGUUGAUUAUGAUGUGCCUAGUCAUGGCUUCCUUUGGAUUUAUGGUGUGUGGGCUUUGCACAGAUUCUUCAAUCUGCCUAGGUUUAUUUUUUUAUUCUUCAAUCUGCCUACGUUUGCUGAACUUAGGAAGUUUUCAGCCAUUAGUUCUUUGGAUAUUUUUUUCAGCAUUGUACCUUUUCUCUCCUGUUAUUAACCUGUGGGGUCUGUGCUAAUUCUAGGUAGGUAGUUUCAGAAUUGAAUUGCACUGUGGGACACAUAGCUGGGUGUCCCAGAGAACUGGAGAAUUACCUGGUGCAAAAGUCCAUCCAUUUGGUGUCAGAAGUGUUGUAAACAGAGGAACUGUUUCCUUAGAGAUUUUUAGACACUCAUUAUUUGUAAUCUGGAUGGGAUAUCAUGUCUUCCACUGAUUUAGAUACAUUUUUCUAAUUAUGUUGUUUAGACGGUUAGUAACAGCCUUGUGUGAUGGAGCGUGUUUACACGUCAAGAUUAAGGUUACUUCUCUCUCCUCUUGGCUUACUAUGUAAGGAGUCAUGACAGUUGUUUUGACGGAAACUUCACAUUGUCAGUGGCCUGAAGUCAUUGUUCUCAGCUUUUCCUUUGUGUCCCAGUGCUCUUGAGUUAUGCUCUCAGUGAUAGCGCCCCUGCAUAGCAGUGCUUCUCAGUUGGCAGUGGAGUAGGGCCUCGUAAGGAGUUAAAAGAUUUUUGAUUUAUGCUCCUGUUCUACACCCUCCCUUUCCCCAUGGAUACACAAGCAUUGGCCCACACUGGAUAAAGCAAUUGGUGUGAAAUUGAGGUGAUAAUGUGGAACAAAGUGGAACAAAGAAGAUCUGGAUGACAAAGAGAAAAAUGAUGAAGAAGAAACUCCUGCACCUGUGUACAGCAGAAGUCACUUCUGGACAGUUGGUUAUGGGGCAAGCAACCAGAUGUGAAUGAACCGAAGGAGUGUCUUUCUGUGCUGGUUAAAGAGCAGCAGGCCCUGGCCGUCCAGUCCGCCGCCGCCACCCUCUCAGCCCUGAGACUCAAGCAGAGGCUGCUGAUCUUGGAGCGCUAUUUCGUUGCCUUGAAUAGAACCGUUUGUCAGGAGAAUGUCAAAGUUAAGUGGAAAAGCAGCAACAUUUCUCUGCCUCCUGUGGACAAAAAAAGGGAUGUUCACGGAACGCCAGGCACCAAAGGGCCAGAAGCGUCCCCCUGCAGGAGCAGCACUUGGUCCUGGCCAUCCUGCUGGAGCCGGCUGUGCAGAGAGGCACGCUGAGCCAAAUGUUGUCUGCAUCCUGCUGUUGCUUCAGCUGUGGGACAGCGGGGCACAGGAGACUGACAAUGAGCGUUCCCACCCAAGGCACCAGCGCCCGCUUUUGCCCUUGCUGCAAAGGUUCCGGAGCAUCAUUUGCAGGCAGGAUACGCCCCACUCUGAGGGCGACAUGCACGUGCGGAUGCCGCGCUCGGGGAGGAGCAGGUGCGCGGGGCCCUGGGCCUGGAACCUCCAGGACUGCUGGUCCUUACAGCUUUUGUCUGGCCCCCUGAGCCCCAGCGAGUGUUUCCUGAGGUACCUCACCCUUCCACAAGACAACGAGCUUGCCAUUGAUCCGCGACAGACCGUGGUUGUUGUCAUGGGCCAUUUAGACCGUCUGGCUACGCUCUGUUUGCCUCCGCUGUGUAGUGCUCCGACGUCUCAUAAGGGAUCAUUGCAAGAGGUCAUAGGUUGGGGGUUAAUAGGAUGGAAAUACUAUGCCAAUGUGAUUGGUCCGAUCCAGUGCGAAGGCCCGGCCAACCUGGGAGUCACACAGAUUGCCUGUGCAGAGAAGCGCUUCCUGAUUCUGUCACACAGUGGCCGCGUGCACACACAGGCCUACAAUAGUGACACACUGGCCCCACAGCUGGUCCAAGGCCUUGCCUCCAGAAACAUUGUAAAAAUUGCUGCCCAUUCUGAUAGUCACCACUGCAUAGCCUUGGCUGCCACUGGAGAGGUGUACUCCUGGGCUUUGGGGACAGAGGACGGCUGGGCCAUGGGGACACUGUGCCUCUGGAGGAGCCUAAGGUGAUCUCCGCCUUCUCUGGAAAGCAGG
Chlorocebus sabaeus (green monkey) is the source of this 3167-nucleotide messenger RNA. The record is from RefSeq and is a predicted model, not a curated record. Lineage: Eukaryota; Metazoa; Chordata; Mammalia; Primates; Cercopithecidae.